Molecule: messenger RNA, 1848 nt
Organism: Cyprinodon variegatus (sheepshead minnow)
Lineage: Eukaryota; Metazoa; Chordata; Actinopteri; Cyprinodontiformes; Cyprinodontidae
Gene: parp6b
Product: poly [ADP-ribose] polymerase 6-like
Exons: 19
Coding region: 191-1810 (539 amino acids)
Biological process (GO): endoplasmic reticulum unfolded protein response
Cellular component (GO): membrane; nuclear envelope; intracellular anatomical structure
Molecular function (GO): NAD+ poly-ADP-ribosyltransferase activity; kinase binding; protein serine/threonine kinase activator activity
Source: RefSeq, a predicted model, not a curated record
GAGAGGACUAAGCCAGAGCUCCCAGACGGGGACACAUUGUUUUUGUUCUGUGGAAAACCCACAACAAUCUCAUCAGCUUUUUAAUAACGGGUUUAAGAUAUGACAAGAUCAAAUUUAUUCCCAAAGGAGAGUCAAUGUGAAAAAAAGCAACCUUUGAGGACUUCUGACAAAGAAGCAAAGAAAUGAUCACAUGGAGGCUGAGUGGCAUCAGUGGGCAGAGAGCUACAGCGAUGAGGAGAGCAGCGACUCAGAGGAUUUCAUGUGUGGAAUCCAGGUGGGAGUAGCUAAAGCCUGGAGGAUUAAUCCAUCAGAGCCGAUCGUCAUCCGACUUCACUUCUCCCCGUCUCAGUAUCUGGAUGGACCUGUGCCCUCUGUGGAAGUCUUUCAACCAUCGAAUACUGAGGAUACGUUCAGUGUAGGAAGGCAACUGAAAAAUAUUCUUACAGUCUUCAUAGCUCAGGAGUGGAAACACCUGACAAACUGCCCUGUUGUCCAGAAAAGGAGCAAACACAACUGGUUGAGACCCAGUGGGACCAUCAAGAAGUUCAGCUCUCGAUUUAGUUUAUGGUUACCACCGCCGAGGUCAAAUGAGAUCCAGCAACUGUCAGGCAAAGACAGGAAAGCAAGAAGACAGAAUCAUUUUACAAACCAAACGACUUCUUACAACAUCAAGAACCCAACAGGAGAACUGUUUACAUACACAGCUGGAGGAAAGAAAGUGAUGGUUUCAGCAGUCAAAUCUUCAGCACAUCUGAGCCCCAAACAGCUGGUGGAGCUGCUGUUCACCUCCCAGGCCAUCAGACAUUGUAAAAGCACCCCCACCCUGCAGCAUGGCUUCCUGGUUCAGAUAAUGAGGUAUGCUGAGCAGAGAAUCCCCACACUGAAUGAAUACUGCAUUGUCUGUGAUGAACGCCAUGUCUUCCAAAAUGGGCCCAUGCUGAAGACUGCUGUUUGCACACGGGAGCUGUGCGUAUUUUCCUUUCACACACUCGGAGUUAUGUCUGCAGCAACAGAAGAGGUUGCCACCGGUGCAGAGGUGAUUGACCUGCUGGUGGCCAUGUGCAGAGCUGCUCUUCUGUCAUCACGCAAAAGCAUCAUAUUUGAACCGUAUCCCUCCGUUGUUGACCCAUGCAACCCCAAAACUCUGGCCUUCAAUCCUAAGAGAAAGAGCUUUAAACGGCUGCAGAAAGCUCUGGAUGGCGUGCUGCUAGUCAGGAAGAUGGCUCAGCGACUGAAGUUUAUGUGCACCCCCCAUCAGUUCCUGCUGGUCAGCGCACCUCCAUCUAAAGAGAUCCGCUUUCAAACGGCCAGAAAACUUUACGGCAGCACUUUUGCCUUCCACGGUUCUCACAUUGAAAACUGGCACUCUAUUUUAAGAAGAGGCCUCAUCAAUGCAUCAUAUACAAAAUUACAGCUUCAUGGAGCCGCUUAUGGGAAAGGAAUAUAUCUGAGUCCCAUUUCAAACAUAUCUUUCGGAUAUUCUGACAUGGGUAAAGGUCAACACCAGAUACCGACCAGAGAUGAACUAAUUGCAAAAUACAACCGAAUUAAUAUAAUAAAACAGGAAGAAGCAGGGCAACCAAGGUUUCUGCAAAGCGCCAACCUGAGCUGCAUUGCACUCUGUGAAGUCGUAACUUCAAAGGCCCUUCAGAAGCACGGGAACGUUUGGGUUUGUCCGGUGUCGGACCAUGUGUGCACACGUUUCCUGUUUGUGUAUGAAAACGGUCGGGUGGGAGAUGUGCACAUCAACUCGCAAGACGCACAAAUCCAGAGGGAAAUUUUACAGGCGACUGGAUCCGAGCCCUGCUGAGAAAACCAGUGCACUUUCCUGCAAGUGUAUCAAUGAAC